AUGAUGACAACUACUAAUGAAUAUUGUUCAUAUUGUCAAUCAUCAUCAUCAUCAUCAUCAUCUUAUAUACCUCUUCGUUCAACAUGGGCAAGAGCUGUUUUAAAUAAAAUACAAAAUGAUAAAUGUUUAAAAAAUAUCAAUCGAAAUAAAUGGUAUCGUUUAUCACAUCAAAAUCUUUUAUAUGAUGAAUAUCGAAAAUAUUUUCAUGAAUUUUAUGAAGAUGAAGAAACAAUUGCAUUUAUUAAACAAAGUGAAAAAAAAUCUGAUAAUAUUCCUUUACAAAUUAUUCAUAGUAUCUUAACAUCAUUAUUAACACUUUUUAUGACAAGAACAUCAGCAAAUGGUUUAAUUGGUCGUGGACGUAUGUUUGUAUAUUCAAAAGAUCAAUUUAAAACUUUACUUGAUAUAGAAUCUCAUGAAGAAUCUCCAUUUAAUACUCUACUUGAUAUUGGUGCUGGUGAUGGUUCAGUAACUGAACGAAUGUCUAAACUAUUUAAAAAAGUUUAUGUAACUGAAUUAUCUUCUACAAUGCAAUGGCGUUUAUCAACAUAUGGUUAUACAGUAUUAAAUACGGAUUAUUGGAAUAAUUUAACAUUUGAUGUAAUAACAUGUUUAAAUGUUCUUGAUCGUUGUGAGAAACCAUUAACAUUAUUAAAACAAAUACGUCAACAUUUAAAUCCUAAAAAAGGUCGUUUAAUAAUAAGUCUUGUUUUACCAUUUCGACCAUAUUUUGAAUAUAAUAAUAAUAAUAAUAAUAAUAAUAAUAAUAAUCAUUAUCCAAAUGAAUCAAUAGAUAUUCAAGGUAUUUUACCUGAAGAACAAAUUAAUAGUUUUCUAUUAAAUAUUAUUCAACCAUUAGGUUUUCGUUUAAAAAAAUUAACACGUUUACCAUAUUUAUGUGAAGGUGAUAUUGAAAAAAGUUAUUAUUUUCUUUUUGAUUAUUUAUUUAUUAAUUUACAUAUAAUGAGUAGUAGUAGUUCAUUUGAAGAUAAAUUAAAAGAUUUAAAUUUAUCUAAUGAUGAAUUAAAACGUUUUUCUGAUGCAUUUCAAAAUGAAGAAUUUCGUAAAUUAUUUGUUGAAUAUGCUGAAGAAUUAAAUGAUCCAAAAAAUCGUGAAUUAUAUGAAAAAGAAAUUCGUGCUGUUGAAGAACAACGUGGUUCAGAUGUUACAUUUAUACAUCCUAAACCAGGUCAUGUACUUAAAACAAUAAUAAAUAAUAAAACAAAAUGUUUUAUUAAUAUAGCAACAAAUGAAAAUGUUGAUAAACCAUCAUAUAAUAAAACUAAUGAUAUAAAUGGUAAAUCAGGUGUACAAUGGAGUUUACCACAUUGUUUAGCUGGACCACAUGAAGAUAUUGAUCAUGAAUCAAAAUCUUGUACAGUUUAUGAUGUUAUUUUUUCUCCGGAUACAUAUCGAAUGGCAGAAACAAAUGAAAAAUUUAUGAAAAUGGUUGAAGAUUCAGCAUUAGAUACAAUUGAAAAUAAUUUUCAUUGUAAACUUGAUAGAAAUAAUAUAAAAAUAUUAAAAAUGAAAUUUAAAGGUAUACCAAAAGCAACUAUACUUAGAAAAAAAAAAGAAAAUCAACAAGAACAAGAAAUUAAAAAUGAUACUGAAAAUGAACUUAAACAAGAGACUGAUGAUAUAAUUGAAAAAGCUAUAUCAAAUUCUCAACAAAAUCAUAAAGUCGUUUUAUCAAGUCAUAAUCGUACUGUAAAUUCUCCUCCACCACCACCAACAACAACUAAUCUAAAUCCAUCUGAAACAAUGAAACCAUGUACAGAUGAAAAUGGUUUUACUAUUCCAACAUAUCGAAUAAUUCAUCGUGGUGAAUUUGAUAUGCAAGAUUGUACACAAUCUCUUGUAACACAAGUUCGUUCGAUGCGUCCAAAAGAAUUAAUUAUUGAAAUUGAUCUUCCAUUAUGUGCAUCAUCGAGUAAUGUUGAUUUAGAUGUAUGUGAACGUUCACUUAAACUUCAUUGUAAUUCACCAAAAUAUUCUCUUGAUCUUCAUUUACCUUAUCCAGUACGUGAAAAUGAUAGUCAUGCACGUUUUGAUAAAAAACAACGAAAAUUAAUUGUUACAUUAGUUGUUAUUAAAGAAACACCAUUAAUUAUUGAUGUUAAUACAAAUAUUGAUAUGGAAGAUUCAAAUGAAGAAUCAACAGAAAUAAUUCCAACAAUAACAACUAAUGAAUCAGUAACAUCAAUUGAAAAAUUUCCAACAAAUAUAACUUAUUCAUCCAUUCCAUUUGAAUAUAAACAAGGUUUAGCUCAUGUAGCAUUAGUUUUACAUGUUAAAAAUAUUGAUAAAACAAGUUUUAAACUUGAAAAUGAUGGACAACAUAUAACUAUUCAAUUAUCAUCAUUAGGUUCAGGUUUUUAUCCUUUAUAUCAUCAACUUUGUCUUGAUUUUGAUGAACCAAUGGUAUUUGAUACAACAGAAAAUUCAUCAACAAUUAAAUUUAAUGAUGAUAAUGUUUUAAUACUAUUAAAAAAAACUUCAAAUGAUAAACAAUUAACUCAAUUUUCAAGUAGUACUAAUCGAGAAGAUAUGCAGAUCAAUUAUUUUACUGUUCCAAUUCCUGUGGAAAAAACAGAGUCAUUACCAAAAUACACAAUGACAAAAGAAGAUUUUAUUAAAUCUGAUUCAUCUUCAUCAUCAAAUACUGAUCAACAUAAAAAAUUAACAAAAAAACAAGCUAAAAAAAUGGCAAGAGAAAAUCGAAAAAAACAAGAACCAACAGAUGAUAAUCAACAACUUGUUAAUGAAAUUUCCAAAAUAACACUUCAAUCAAAUCAUAAUGAAAAAAAAUCGGAUGAUACGAAUAAUGAUAAUAAUAAUAAUAAUAAUAAUAAUAAUAAUCGAAAAAUUACCUCCGAAGAAAACGAUGAUAAUUUACCAGAUAUGCCAAAAGUUAUUCCACGUUCAUCAAUGUAUCGUCGACAUAUGUCGGAAUCACAAGUUGAUCUUGAAGUUUCAUCUAAUGGAAAAUUUAAACUUAAAGGUAUAUUAAAAAAUUCAACAAAAUAUCGUUCAUUAUCAGAAUCAUUAAAUGAUCCAUUUAUUAAUAUAAGUACUGAAUUUCAACGUGAAGAAUCUGUAUUUGAAGCAUCUUCAGCAGUCGAUGAUUUAACAAGUAGUAAUGAAAAUAAUAGUAUAGUAACAUCACCAGAUAGUAGUGGUAGUAAUAGUUUUUGUCCAACAUCAAAUUCAUCUGGUAAUGUUAAACAUGUAACAUUUAAUAAUCAAGUAUCAAGAAAAACAUUUAAACCAGGUGGACCAGUUUCGGGUAUGAAAAAAUUAUCAUCAAAUCAACAACGAAAAUUAAAAAAACGUAAACGACAAGAUUCUCUUAAUUCUCAAUCAAGUGAUCAAGAUGAUUCCAUUAAUGAAAAAAAUAAAACUAAACAAUCUGAUACUUAUAAAAAUCCUAUUGAAUUUCAAGAUGUUAUUGCUUGGCAAGCAAGUGGAUCUCAAUCAAAUAAUAAUGACCAUACAGAAGAAACAACAACAACAACAACACCAACUACUAAAUCAGCUGUACGAUUUACAAAUCCGCUUAUAUUUGAAUUAGACAAUUAG
Rotaria sordida is the source of this 3582-nucleotide messenger RNA. The record is from the annotation of a GenBank genome assembly. NCBI's taxonomy places the organism in Eukaryota, Metazoa, Rotifera, Eurotatoria, Philodinida, Philodinidae.